AUGCCCGAUUAUCCUUUCACCCGAUUCCUCUCCUUGCCCGUCUGCCUUUCUGUUAGAAUAAUUGAUCGUGUUGCACGAUCUGAUCUCAGCUGCUCAUCGAAGCUUUAUGAGAUGCAAUCCCAACCAUCCAUCGACACUAUUAAUCUCUCCUCGGAAUAUGAACAAUUAGACGAUGAAAAGAGAGAAAAAGGCAAGAAGAAAGAUGGAGAAAGAGGGUUUUCGUCUGGACUUCGAGCUAGGGUUUUCUGGUGGGUUUUCUCUUUCUCAUACUCUGUAAAUGCUCUUGAGCUCUUCUCACUAGAGCUCAACGUGGACAUAGCCUCUUUUGGAGGUGAACCACGAUUUGUCGUAGUCUUUGUAGCACCACCACCACUAGCACUACUACUACUACUACUGACAAACCUUCGAGUCUAUAAAAAUGGCAGUCCGGAACUCAUCUCCGCCAUCGCCGCCAUGUACCGCCUCUUCUUCCUCCUCCUCCUCCUCGUCCUCUCUGCCGCCGCCCAUGGCGGCCACGACGACUCUGACUUGGACGCCGAUGCCUCCGUCGACACUAGCAAGCCCAAUCUCCGGGAGAGUUCCUUGAUCUUGGUGAAGAUAUGGUGCUUGAUAAUCGUCUUCUCCGGCACGUUCUCCGGCGGCAUGUCACUCUAUUUCAUGAACUUGAACGAGGGUUUUUUGGUUCUGGGCACGCAGUUUGCUGGCGGCGUGUUUCUGGGCAUGGCUCUCAUGCAUUUUCUCAGCGAUUCGAAUGAGACUUUUGGGGACUUGACGACCAAAGAAUACCCGUUCGCCUUUAUGCUGGCGAGUGCUGGGUAUUUGCUCACCAUGUUGUCUGAUUGCUUGAUUUCUCAUGUUUACGGGAAGCAGGGAAAUGGGUCCCGCAAUGGCGACGUCGAGCUUCAAGGCAAAACAAAAGAUAGUAGCAAAGAUAAGAUUUCAGAGUCUAACUAUCUGGUCCAUGAUGAUGGCGUUGACAAUAGCUUUGUCAAAGGCACCUCUCUUGUCACCGCCAAAUCGUUUGGUGAUACCAUCUUACCGAUAGUUGCCCUGUGUUUCAAUUCGGUCUUUAAAGGCAUCGCAAUUGGGGUUGCAGAAACAGAGGGUGAUGCUUGGAAAGCUCUAUGGAAUAUUUGCUUGCACAAGAUAUUUGCAGUCAUUGCAAUGGGAAUAGCCCUGACUAGGAUGUUCCCGAACCGCCCCUUCUUAUUGUGUGUGUCCCAUGCCCUUGGUUUCGCGAUCUCAAGCCCCAUUGGUGUGGCCAUUGGGAUCAUCAUAGACGCCACAACUCAGGGGGUUGUGGCCGAUUGGAUUUUUGCCAUCUCAAUGGGCUUCGCGUGUGGCGUCUUUGUGUAUGUGUCCAUUAAUCUUCUAUUGGCCAAAGGGCACUCUCCACAAAAGCCAAUAUUCUUUGACACGGCCUUUUAUAGGUUCUUGGCAACCCUUUUAGGUGUUGGGGUGAUUGCAAUAAUGAUGAUUUGGGACACUUGAGCUCUUAUUAAGUUUGGCUUCAAUAUAUAUGUGUUAGUGAUGUAUGCUCCAAUGUUGGAUUUAGAUUACAUCUAAUAUGUAA
Messenger RNA from Diospyros lotus (date-plum), 1573 nucleotides. Its product is annotated as zinc transporter 11-like. Bases 1 to 1491 code for a protein of 496 amino acids. Gene Ontology annotation, cellular component: membrane. The record is from RefSeq and is a predicted model, not a curated record. Lineage: Eukaryota; Viridiplantae; Streptophyta; Magnoliopsida; Ericales; Ebenaceae. Gene Ontology annotation, biological process: zinc ion transmembrane transport. Gene Ontology annotation, molecular function: zinc ion transmembrane transporter activity. The transcript has 5 exons.